GUUUCCCGGUCACCGCCGUCCCAGCCGGCUCGCUCCCCGCCGCCGUUAUGAACAUCCGCAAUGCUCGGCCGGACGACCUGAUGAACAUGCAGCACUGCAACCUCCUUUGCCUUCCCGAGAACUACCAGAUGAAAUACUAUUUCUACCACGGCCUUUCCUGGCCCCAGCUCUCUUAUAUCGCUGAGGACGAGGACGGGAAGAUCGUGGGCUACGUCCUGGCCAAAAUGGAGGAGGACCCAGACGACGUCCCCCACGGACAUAUCACCUCACUGGCCGUGAAGCGUUCUCACCGGCGCCUCGGCCUGGCCCAGAAGCUGAUGGACCAGGCCUCCCGGGCCAUGAUAGAGAACUUUAGCGCCAAGUACGUGUCCCUGCACGUCAGGAAGAGUAACCGGGCAGCCUUGCACCUCUAUUCUAACACCCUCAACUUUCAGGUCAGUGAGGUGGAACCCAAAUACUAUGCAGAUGGGGAAGAUGCUUAUGCUAUGAAGCGGGACCUCGUGCAGAUGGCAGAGGAGCUCAGAAGGCAGCUGGAGCUGAAGAAGGGCGGGUAUGUGGUGCUGGGCUCCAGGGAGAACCAGGAGACCCAGGGCAGCACACGUCCUGGUUCCGAAGAGGCCUGUCAGAAGGAGAAGAUCCAGGCCACUGACGAUAGUGGGAGUGACAACAAGGAACCCAGCGAGUCCCCGGAGAGCACCGAUGUCCAGGACAGCUCAGAAGACUCUGAUUCCACCUCCUAGAGCCUGCUUAAGCCUUGCAGGUCCUCGGGUCUCAGGCGCAUCUGCCCCCUGAGCCCUGGCUUAGCCUGUCUACUCUGCAGCAUCAGCUCUGGGGUCAUUUCACAGUGACCCCGAUGGCUUCUCACUCUCAACAACAACCUUCCACAUACCCUCCUGGGAUCAUGAAGAAAUACCUGGACAUGAGAGCCUGCUGCAAAGGAGCCAAGGAAGUUUCAGGCCUGCCAUCACAGAACCUUCUUUGGCCUACUUACACCAUGUCGCCAUUUUAUUCUGUUUGUAGUAGUCCUAAGUUGAAUGUGGUUGUCUUGAAAGGGUUGUCUCUUCCUAGAAUGCCAAACAGGAAGCAGGACAAACUCCUGAAGCUCCUCUGCUUUCAGUUUUUGCCAUUAUUUAUCUGAGUUUUCAUCCUUGGGGGGUAGUCAGGACCAUCAAGUCAGACCUCAUGCCCCCUGCCUCUUCCUUCUUCCUCUUUUCUGGUAGAAGUAUUCUGUUUCCUCUUCCUUCCCCUGGGAACUCAUCCUCUGUCAUAUCCUCCCCUUUCUUGAGGAGGUAUUCUUCUCCUUCCCAGUGGGAGAAAGUGGUGAGUAAGGGCUUCUACUAUGCAAUCAGAACUUGGAGAUUUUAAGAAAAGGACAACUGGUAGUUAAAUUAGAUCUAAUUAGAUGUAGUAGUUAAAUUAGAUCUAAUCUGCUUGUUUGUGUAAAUUUGUUUUUUGUCUUUUUGUAAUGAUAUAACUUGCCAUUUAUUGAGUACUUAUAAUGCUCAGGCA
Ceratotherium simum simum (southern white rhinoceros) is the source of this 1509-nucleotide messenger RNA. It is a transcript of the gene NAA11, whose product is annotated as N-alpha-acetyltransferase 11, NatA catalytic subunit. NCBI's taxonomy places the organism in Eukaryota, Metazoa, Chordata, Mammalia, Perissodactyla, Rhinocerotidae. The record is from RefSeq and is a predicted model, not a curated record. Gene Ontology annotation, molecular function: protein-N-terminal-glutamate acetyltransferase activity; protein N-terminal-serine acetyltransferase activity. Gene Ontology annotation, biological process: N-terminal protein amino acid acetylation. Gene Ontology annotation, cellular component: NatA complex.